UCACAGCUCCCUCUACCAGCACAAUCUCAGUAGCUCACAGGUUAAAAGCAGCAAUUUCCUUCACGGGGUUAGAAGCCUGUUCUUUCAGAGAAUACAACAGGUCUGGUUGCAGGGUUCAUCAGCUACAAAAACAAGCAGUUCAUUCCAGGGAGUAAGAUCAUCAAUUGCAAACACCCCCACUGGGAGAAACGGGCUAACAACAAAAAGGAUAUUUCAAGGAGCACAGUCUACCGGGUGUAGCAGCAACAAGACAUGCUGUAAGGCACAGCUACUGCCCAGGAGCACUUUAUCUCUUUGGUUGCUGUUGGAACACCCCAUCCCGCCGAGUCUUGUAAAGACGUUUCUCUGGGCCGUCCCAGGGAUGAAAAGUUUCCAGGAAACUUCUGAUAAAGGAGACAGCAGUAGCUGAAGCAGAGGGUCCCUGUGUUGAACCUGCCUUCCCACAGAGUCAGUCUUUAAGGACGGUCACGGUGAUAAAGGCUCCAUACCAGGAGAAGCAAAUAAGCAGGAGGGAAACGCAACUGAUAAGUGCCAUGGAGGACGAAGACAUUUAUGACUAUUACCAGAAUGGUUUUUACAACUGGACCUACAGUGACUACAGAAAUUAUAGCAUCAACUAUGACGAUUAUUAUUACAUAUGCGAGAAGGAUAAUGUUAGACAGUUCGCCAAGUAUUUCCUGUCAGUGUUCUACACGGUCACUCUGAUCAUUGGGCUUGCUGGAAAUUCAUUGGUGGUGGCUGUUUACACCUAUUACAAAAAGUUCAAGUCGAAAACGGACUUGUACAUCCUGAAUCUGGCCAUUGCCGACUUGCUGCUUCUCAUCACCCUCCCCUUCUGGAUAGUCUAUGCAGUCCACGGCUGGAUAUUAGGGGUGGCCAUGUGUAAGAUCUCCUCCGCUCUCUUCGUCAUGAACUUCAGUGCUGGCAUGCUGUUCCUCGCCUGCAUCAGCGUUGACCGGUACUUGGCUAGCUCCAAGGUGGCGAGCCCUCAGACCGUUGGCAGCAAGGGCAAGGUGGUCUGCGUUUGCGUCUGGGCAGCGGCCAUCUUGCUGAGCGUCCCCGAUUUCGUUUUCACCUCGGUGCACGGGGCAGGAAGCAGGAUGCUAUGCAUCUCCAUCUUCCCCUCGCACAUGGCCCGCUCGGCCAAGGCCACCAUCCAGAUCUUCGAGAUCCUCCUGGGCUUCGCCAUACCGUCGCUGGUCAUGCUGUACUGCUACUCGGUGGUGGCCAAGGCCGUGUGCAGAGCGCCAAGCGGGAAGAAGCGCGGAGCACUGCGGGUCCUCCUUGCUGUUGUGGGGGUCUUCUUCCUGACCCAGCUGCCCUACAACGUUGUCAGGUUAUGCCGCCUGCUCGAUCUGUUGCACAUGAUCAUCAGCGAAUGCCACAGCAGCAAGAGGAUGGACAUUGCCAUCCAGGUGACGGAGACCAUCGCUCUCUUCCACAGCUGCCUCAACCCCAUCGUGUACGCCUUCAUGGGGGCAUCGUUCAAGGGGUACAUCCUGAGGGCUGUCAAAGAGUACAGCUACCACCGUAGGCACCGCGACAGGUCCAUUUCUCUCGAGUGCUCCUUCAACUCCCUGUCUCAGUCUGAAAACACCAGCAGCUUCACCAUCUAGCGAGGUGACUGCACCAAAAUUCACACAACCCAGAGCUUCUACUAUGUUUCCACGGUAAUCUCAGGUGACCCAAUGGAAACCCACAACUCCACCCUCCCAAUAACCUUCGUUUGCUUAUUUUCACCACAGCCUUUUGAAGGCCAUUGGCAACAUCUUAGGAGCACAGGAAGAGGAGUUAGCCAUUCAACGAAAUCAUGGCUGAUCUACUGCCUAACUCCAUUUAUCUACCUUUGGCCCAUAUCCCUGAAAGUCUUUGCUUGGCAAAAUUCAUCUGUUUCGGAUUUCAAUUUAACAACUGAUCCAGCAACUUCCUUUUUCCCUUGUUUUCACAGAGAUCACAGAAUCCCUACAGUGUGGAAGCAGACCAUUUAGCCCAUUGAGUCCACACCGACUCCUCUGAAGAGCAUCCCAGCACCCCCCUAUCUC
Molecule: messenger RNA, 2042 nt
Organism: Rhincodon typus (whale shark)
Lineage: Eukaryota; Metazoa; Chordata; Chondrichthyes; Orectolobiformes; Rhincodontidae
Product: atypical chemokine receptor 4-like
Exons: 2
Coding region: 534-1616 (360 amino acids)
Biological process (GO): immune response; G protein-coupled receptor signaling pathway; chemotaxis
Cellular component (GO): membrane
Molecular function (GO): chemokine receptor activity; scavenger receptor activity; chemokine binding
Source: RefSeq, a predicted model, not a curated record